UCGCGGGCUCAUAAGAAGUUGAAAACAAGAUGGCGACUCGAAAGAGUAAACAAACUCCCAAGUCCCGAGAAACAUUAUCCCCAAACAGCCUCACACAGCCUCUAGACCAGCUACGAGUUAGCUCUUCAAGGACAUCAGACCGAGGUCGGGGUACAGCGAGGAAUAACUACUCACGCUAUUCGCCUCAGCCUGGAAGAACGACCUCUCGAGUACAUCAUAGCAACCAAAAGACGACAGAAGCAAGUAAAGCUGUUGCACAUAGACCUCGAGGCGGAAUGGCCGCCAAAACUCAGGGGAUCUUAGCCCCAAAGGGUUACACAUGUAGACCGAUCGUUCCCGCAGAGAAAGCCGAGCUGUUACCAGUCGCUAGAGCUAUGCACCGUGAGGAGUUUGCACCGAGGGUGAAAAAAUUAUUUGAUCCGGAAAGGGAGGCGGCAUUGGAAGCCAUAGAGACCGGUAUUUAUAUAGGAUGGCGUAUCCCCAGCUUUAAACACGAUUGCGUUCGUGUAGGAAGCUCAUCGAAGUGCUUUUGUGGGCAUUCAUUAAGCGAGCAUGGGAGGUACGAUAGUAACAGUGUGCGGGUUCCCUGUGGUAUGGCAGGUUGCAAGUGUAAGGCGUUUGCGUUUAUACCAUCUCGUGCUGAGGAUGUGGGAGAGUAUUGGUUGCAGCGUAGACCGAAUUUUGACCCUCGCUCUUGGCGUGCAAAGUGUAAAUGCAAGCAUACUCAUGAAGAACAUGUUGCCACUGGUAUGAGGCAGUGUCGGAUUGCUGGUUGUGGGUGUGGACGCUUCUUUUCUAAUUUCCUCUGUUGUGCAUGUGAUAAACACUGGGAAGAGCAUGAGACAGUGUUUGAGACGGAGCGCAUGAGGAAAGAUGAAGGUAUUCCAUACGGGGAAGCAUAUCUCCCUUUCCAUGAGUUGCCAGGGCUUCGUAACGCUGUGCUUACUGGACGGGAAGAUGAUGAUAGUCAAUAUAUGGCGCUGACAUCAGGUAGAUAUGCCAUUCCAGAUAAUACCCCGACAGGCUUGGCGCUCCAAUUGAGAGGAGCACAGUCCUCCCCUAGAUCUUCUUUCCAGUAACUGCAGUCGCAUACCAUGAUUUGGAGUAUGGGAGGUGAAGGAACAAUGUCUCCGUACCCCACCGUGGACAUGGUAAUUAUGGCCCACCAAAACGAGGCUGGGAUGCUCUCAAAGGGUGAGCCCGCUAUCCCAAAACCUUCAAUGUAAAAAAGUGCGCUGGAAAACAGUACUACUGCCAUUAGAACACACAAUAUCAACGUCCCCAUUUUCUCUUUGCUCUGUAAUAAAGCACGUCCAAGGAGCUUUAGACCAUUUGAGUAACGGUAUAACUUGAAAAGUCGGACAACGCGAAACAGGCGAAUCGCGCGCACAACGUUGAACGACUUGACAUUAGAGGUGCCCUCUUCAAGGAGGAGUGAAAUGUAGUAUGGAGAAAUCGCUAUAAAAUCGACGACGGCUAGAAAAGAGCGGAUAAACUUGAAUCGGUCAGGGGAUGCAAAUAAGCGUAAAAGAUACUCCACAGUGAAGAAUAUGACAAAAGCAGUAUCGAUGGCGAACCAGAGAGGUGUUUGUGGCCUCUCAAGGAUAUCUUUUGUAUCAUCUUUAUCAUACUUGUUAUCGAUGAAUUCGAAAUCAGGAACUGUAUCAAGACAAAACGCAAUAACCGAGAGGAUGAUGAUCAGCAUUGAGAAACGAGCGAGGAAUUUCCCAGUUCUGGAAUCACCCGGAUUUUCUAACAUCGACCACAAUAAGCGUCUCAAAUCCGCAAAAUGUCCCUGGAACAACUCAGGGUGAGACACAGUCUCCGCAAUAUCUUCCAUAUUGUCAUCCCCAAGUCCAUAAAACUUAAUCUCAUCAGAGAACGUGUCUUCGUCAACAGACCCUGGCCGUGCGAGGACUCUACCUUUGGACUGGUAGAAAAACAAAAUGGCAUCAAACGAUGCUGGGUCCCUAUUGAAUACAAGGGCGUUGGCUGUAGGGUCAUAAAAACGCCCCCUUCCCCCUGGAGACCCGAGAAGAGUCUCGGGGAAUUGAUCAAGUGUUGUCCGGAAAGUCUCAAAUUUCGUUCCACGGACAAUGAUGAUUAUUCUAUCCUCUUCGCUCGCGGACGAAGAUAGUGCAUCGUAAAGACUGCCUUGACCUUGGCCUUGACUGAUGUCUAGUGUAGCGACAGAAGGAAUUGAUGCUCGGUGAUAGCACUGCGCAUGUGCGGUACUCAGCCUUCUGGGACUAUCAUACAGGAGUGGUGUUGAAGGGUGAAUGCAAUUGCUUUCCCCAGGGGUCCCCGGACGGGGAGUCCAGCUUGAGCGGCGCGAAAAGUCUGUGGUCUGAAAUGGCGCAAGACCUGCAGUAGCGUGGAUAGCCAUCACAAAUAGAUAUCAAAUGAUAAUGUAAAAUAAAUGUUUGUCUCCACAAUUUCGCUCGUCUUUUCGUAGCUGUUCACUUUCUUUUACUCGGGGGUUUCCAUAUUUUUUUGUCCCUUUACAGAUGCUGCUACUUCUUUAAAGGCUCUAAUUUCUCCUAAAUCCGAAGUUCUCUUUCUAAGAUAUAUGUUUACAGUUAUAGUUUUCAGUGAAAGAUCAGUCAGAGAAUUCCCUUUGAAGUUUACGAUUCAGUGACGUUCUCGUUUUGUGUGUUUGACCGGAAUGCUCUCUCUCUUAACUGUAGCGUCUUUUUUAAUCAAUUCGGAAGGUAGAUAUAAAACUUUGACGUUUCUUGGGUAAAAGAAAGCCCGCCUCUGGCUAAAUAAACCCUAAUCCAUGUUACAGCAGCUGCAAAGUUGCUUUCCUUGUUCGCUGAGAACAUCGACGCUUAUAAACCCCUCUAACAGCUUGUGCUUCGCUUGAAAUCACUUUAGAAUUUCGUGUGUUUCUUGUGAAGAGGCAACCUGCAAGUUAUUUCGUGCGUGACGUACGAUAUUAUAAGAAGAUUGCCCGAUAAUAGCGUUUCCGCAAAUACUAAAUGCUCGUCCAAACCUUGGUGCUUGUGGAGAGAAACAGCUGGAUCCAAGAACCGUAUAAAACAUUUAAUUCUAAGCCCUUUAGAAACAUCACCAUAUGAGCAGCAGUUGUCCAAAGGCAAAAUUCGUAAUAGAAUUCUUUAAUUAAGGUUUUCUCUUGGCUCUUUCGGAGUCUGGGCGAGUUGAUGUCUCAGCAAGGCCAGUUCAUCAAUUUUAGGCUGAUAACUAACAGAUUACCUUACCGUUAUUCCCUUUCUUUUAUAUCCUUAACGAGAUUGUUUGCAUCCUGUGACUUAAUGUUGAAUAAAAAUAAACAAGUCACAUUUCCACACUUUCACAAGUAUCCGAUCAUUUCAUUGUGAUUCUAGUCGUAUUUUUCCGUAGAUAACUUUUGCUUCGUUUAACAGCUUUGCCAAUAACUCAGCAGGGGUCGCGUAUUAACGCAGAACGCUUCACCAAACCUUGGCAAAAUUAUCUCACGGAAUAUCUGAAAAAACAAAACACAGUCAAAAACAGCCAUUUGAGAACUUGGAGAUAAGAUUCAACUGUAAGGUUGUAGUUUUGUCUUCUGCGUUUGUUUGGCUUUUGUAGCUGUUAUAAGUGUAAACUAAAGACGCAAAUUAGAAACAAGCUUAGCUUGGAGUAAUUUGGCGUAAUGGAUAUUGAAAAGGAAAUGAAAAUAAUAGUUGUAAAGUAGUUUAAAAGUGCUUCUACAAAAUCAAUUUGAGGGAUUUCGCCUUUCGGAUACACUUGAAACACGUAAAUAAAACUUUUUUACAUUAAAUGACGACUAUUUUACAACCAUAAAUAUCUUGUUAGAGCCUACAUAAUAAAUACACUUUUAAAAAUCACAUGCUUUUACGUCUGUGCAUGUAAAUAAUACCAUAUAGUGUUACCUCAGGUUGUCGCGUGGAUGCGUUUGUGUAAUUGGUGUACACUCCUUACCACUUUGCAUGUUUUGAAGCAAUGCUUUCAGUUUUAAACGAAACUGAGCUGGCUCGUUACCAGGGAAACCUCCAUUAAUCCGAGGAAUUUAGCCGAACUAGUCGGCUUGCAAACACGAACAUAAAAGAAACUUGACGUAGAUCCGAAAAUGAUUUUCUUUAGGCAAAAGACUGCGCCAAAACUACGAUUUGUCACGAGUUAAACCCAUUACGAACCUGUCGCGUUUAGUUUAUCGUCUGUCGAUAAGGAACCGACAUACCGACCAAGACUUUAAUCUAAGCGAGUCACUUCUAGUCCAGUUUCUAUUUAACUGUCCGUAUUUUUGGAGAUGUCGCGCAGUUAGUUUUUGAUGGUGUAGCUAGCGUGACUACCAAGCGCAUGAUCUAAGCGUGACUUCCACUUGGGUGGUCUUCACCGUCGACAACAUUCGCAUAAUAUUUUAGAAGUCAUUCUGCAGUUAAUCUAGGAACUCAUAGCAUGGAUCUUUGCAAAAAGCACUGAAUAAUUUUGAGAGAAGGUAUCUGAUAUGAAGAAUUGAGACUAUAUUGAAAUGAGUCUUUUCUUCUGUUAGGAUCGCCUUUUGAAUGGUUUGCACUUGUAAUGACUCAAAUAGAAAUUUAGCAUAAAUCCGCUAAAUAGCGCAAAAAUCAAUGUAAAAAAUAAUAUUGGCAUAUUUCCAGAAAAAAGGAAAUUUCGAUUUUUUGUUAUUAAAAAUUACCCCCUUUCCUUCAGGGUCUGAUUAGGAACUGAGUAGGAACCAAGAAGUUUUCAGGAAAAAGGAUUACUACGGUUUUGUAUUACAUAGAAAAUUGCAAGCGUCUAAACUCAGACAAGAUACCCUACUUAGACGUUAGUCUAGAAUCCCCAAAAAUUACAAAAAUUGUUGUAAAUCAUUUUAUAAAUCACGUUAAUGCCUUUGCAUCGAGACUAGCUGAUAAAUGAGGUAUUUUUACCAUUUUAGCAUUUCUUAUGAAGUCCCCCCCUGACCCCGAUUAAUACUGAGAAGGAACUGGACUAGGAACUAAGGAAUUACGAACUAGGAUCAGCGCAGUCUUUUAAACAGACAAGGGACUAAUCGAUUCUUAUGAAAAUAAAGGUCAAUUCAUUUUCGUACCUCUUGAUCGUUUUGCCAUUGUUUAUAGGAGGCAGGGGGUGGCAAAAAACAUGUUCGUAUAGUUUUUGGCCGAAAAACCGAAAAAAAAAAACGGGAAAAAAAAGAGACUGAAAUUUACAUUCCAAAAAGGAGGCGGAAAACAACAAAAUAUCCCGGAUUAUGAACCAAAAAUAAAUUGAGACUUCAAGAAUCAGCUUAAGACAUGUAGUAUAGAAUAAUAAUCAGUCGAAUUCAGCUAAUUCGAGCUAAAAGCAACUGACAAAGAAAUGCCUCCGUAAUGAAAUUUUCCCAAAAAAACAUAUGGGCAAGCCUAAAUCU
Molecule: messenger RNA, 5356 nt
Organism: Nematostella vectensis (starlet sea anemone)
Lineage: Eukaryota; Metazoa; Cnidaria; Anthozoa; Actiniaria; Edwardsiidae
Product: protein FAM221B
Exons: 2
Coding region: 30-1079 (349 amino acids)
Source: RefSeq, a predicted model, not a curated record